This is a messenger RNA of Hirundo rustica (Barn swallow), 1692 nucleotides long. Its product is annotated as serine/threonine-protein kinase PAK 3-like. The transcript has 15 exons. Gene Ontology annotation, cellular component: cytoplasm. NCBI's taxonomy places the organism in Eukaryota, Metazoa, Chordata, Aves, Passeriformes, Hirundinidae. Bases 1 to 1692 code for a protein of 563 amino acids. Gene Ontology annotation, molecular function: ATP binding; protein serine/threonine kinase activity. The record is from RefSeq and is a predicted model, not a curated record. Gene Ontology annotation, biological process: regulation of actin cytoskeleton organization; protein phosphorylation; regulation of axonogenesis.
AUGUUUGCAUUUUUCACGGCUUAUGGCGUUGCUUAUUCUGGCUAUUAUUUGACCAACCUGGCACGUCACCUGAACCAUGUAUUCAGAGGUGCCGAUCCUGAGAGCACAGAACCAACGGAGGGAGCUCCUCUGGCUCCCUCUGCUCCUGAAGAAGAGGCCGAGGCCGAAGAGGAGCAAAAUGACCACAAGACUCCAGCUGUGGUCUCACCACAGCCUGAACUUUCCAAGACAGUCCCUCUAGAGAAAGAGCAUGAGCAGAUUGUUUCAUCAGAGGUGCCAUGCCAAACUCAGGAAGAGCUGUUCCCAGCCCAAGAGCAGGAAGAGCCCAGGCAGCAGGUGGAAGAGCCACAGAAGAAUGGCCAGAGCGUCAAGGCAGAGCCACAAGCAGAGCUGUCUGAAGCUGAGAGUGCCAUCCUGGCAGUGAAGAGGAGAAACAAGGACGACAUGAGAAGCAUCCAAGAGGAGAAGAAUCUCCCUCAGCAGAGGAGCGAUCAGCAAAACCAGAAUAUCAAUGGACAGCUACAGGCAGAGCUGCAGGAAAAUGAGCGUAGGAUCAAGGCAAGGGAGAAGAGGCUGGAUGAAGGAAUUAACAUCCUCAGAGAGGAAUUAUAUCUUGUCGCUCAGGAGCUAAAGGCUUUUGAAAAGCGAAUCUACACACGCUCUGUCAUGCAACCUGCUGCUGCAGUGGCCUUAUUUAGAGAAGCCUCCAGUCUCCAAUCCAAGAAGUGGAGCCUUAACACUUUGUUCGGCUCCAGUGCAGUCUCAGCUGUUCAGAAGCAGGAAAUUGAGAAGGAGUAUAUGGAGCUACUGGGGAGAAUGGUGAACAUGGAAAAUCCCAUGAAGAGAUACAUCCAACUGGAAAAUAUCGGCAGGGGGACUUUUGGAGAUGUUUAUAGAGCACUGGACAAUGCCACAGGAGAAGAGGUGGCCAUAAAGAAAAUAAAUCUCUACGGAGUGAGGAAGAAGGAACUAACUGUCAAUGAACUCAUGAUCAUGAAGAAGAAUAGGAAUCCCAACUUGGUCAACUAUUUAGACAGCUACCUUGUGGGUGAGCGUCUCUGGCUGGUGAUGGAGUAUAUGGAUGGAGGCACUCUGGGUGAUGUCAUCAGUGAGACUCGCAUGUCUGAAGAUGAGAUUGCAGUUGUCAGUCGGGAGUGCCUACAAGGCCUGGAUUUUCUUCACUCAAACCUCGUGAUCCACCGAGAUGUGAAGAGCUUCAACAUCCUUCUUAGAACUGAUGGCUCUGUCAAAUUGGCUGACUUUGGCCUCUCUGCUCAGCUCACCCCUGAGCAGAAUCUAAGGACCACAUUGGCUGGGACUACUUGGUGGAUGGCGCCAGAAGUUGUGAUGCAUAAACCAUAUGGCCCCAAAGCGGAUAUAUGGUCUUUUGGAAUCGUGGGCAUUGAAAUGGUGCAACAAGAAACUCCUUACUGGAAUGAACCUUCUGUCUUGGCUCGACGCCUGAUAGCAAGAGGAGGGACCCCACAGCUGCAGCAGCCUGAGCACCCCUCGGCUUUGCUGUAUGACUUCCUGCGCUGCUGCCUGCAGAGAGAUGAAGAGCAGCGCUGGUCUGCCAAGGAGCUCCUGCAGCAUGAAUUUAUAACAUCAGCCAAGGCUGCAUCCAGUCUGGUGCCACUCAUCAUUUCAGUGAAGAACUGGAAGGAAGAGAAUGCACUGUCACAAUCAUUUUAA